Molecule: messenger RNA, 726 nt
Organism: Saccharomyces kudriavzevii IFO 1802
Lineage: Eukaryota; Fungi; Ascomycota; Saccharomycetes; Saccharomycetales; Saccharomycetaceae
Gene: PRE7
Product: proteasome core particle subunit beta 6
Exons: 1
Coding region: 1-726 (241 amino acids)
Cellular component (GO): proteasome core complex
Source: RefSeq, a predicted model, not a curated record
AUGACCACUAUUGCGUCAGAAUACUCUUCAGAGGCGUCAAAUACUCCCAUUGAACAUCAAUUCAACCCUUAUGGAGAUAAUGGUGGUACCAUUCUGGGUAUCGCAGGUGAAGAUUUCGCGGUGUUGGCGGGUGAUACGAGAAAUAUCACCGACUACUCAAUCAAUUCUCGUUAUGAGCCUAAGGUAUUUGACUGUGGUGAUAAUCUAGUCAUGUCAGCCAAUGGAUUUGCGGCUGAUGGAGACGCCUUGGUGAAAAGAUUCAAAAACAGUGUAAAAUGGUAUCAUUUCGAUCACAACGACAAAAAGCUAUCGAUAAAUUCUGCUGCCAGGAACAUUCAACAUCUUCUGUAUGGUAAAAGAUUCUUCCCUUACUACGUCCAUACCAUCAUUGCAGGCCUUGACGAAAACGGUAAGGGCGCCGUCUAUUCGUUCGACCCAGUUGGUUCCUACGAGAGAGAACAGUGUAGAGCGGGCGGUGCUGCAGCAUCUCUAAUCAUGCCGUUCUUGGACAAUCAAGUGAAUUUCAAAAACCAGUAUGAACCAGGCACGGAUGGCAAGGUCAAGAAGCCCUUGAAAUACCUGUCCGUGGAGGAAGUCAUCAAAUUGGUGAGAGAUUCGUUUACUUCAGCUACGGAAAGACAUAUUCAAGUCGGUGAUGGGCUGGAGAUCCUCAUCGUCACUAAAGAUGGUGUAAAAAAGGAAUUUUAUGAGCUGAAAAGAGAUUAA